UGUCUAUCAGUGCCCUCCCUGCCUACCGACCUGAUAGCACAACCAAGUAGGCAGACAUCAUGCCACCUGCUUAUGUGUUUUACGUCAUCAAAUUGUGACGCAGCGCCCUCACGUAGGUGCUCCACUGUGACAUCACAUGCCCUUUGCAGUAUAUAAAGCCGGAAGCGGAAGCGUCUUCCAGAUGCACCAGGCAGUGUGGGACGCUUAGAAUCGUUGCCCGCGGCUUCCCUAGUCCGGGCGACUAGUGUCCCCCUGCUUCCCAACUGCCAGCCGAGUGCCUCCGUACCCGAGAAGAGAAAAAGAGGUGGAAGAGGAAACAUGAAUAUGCUGUUGCUUCUACUGAGCGGCAUUCUGUUUGCUUUUCUGUUUGUCUUCUGGAAAAGCCGCUUUCAGAGCAGCGUUGGUGAAAUGUCAUCAAAUUCGACUUCUCUUGCACUAGUAAGACCAACCUCUUCUACUGGGUCAACUAAGAGCAAUACUGAUAAGAGUCUUUCAGUCACCAGCCUCUCUCGGGAUAUCUUAAUUAAUUCCCCACACAUGAUAACCAUGCAGAAGCGAAUACUGGUAAACCUCAGGAUCGUGGAAUACAAGCUGGCUGAAUUGGAACAUUUCCUAGUUAUCAAGGGCUUAAAUGGUGCAUUAGUUAACUGGAAAUCUGACAGGCUUAGAGAAUGUCGUAACAGUGAAGGCAAUCAUUAAAGGCACUUUG
Messenger RNA from Lutra lutra (Eurasian river otter), 709 nucleotides. RefSeq names its product cancer/testis antigen 83 (gene CT83). The coding region runs from base 319 to 699 and encodes 126 amino acids. The transcript has 2 exons. NCBI's taxonomy places the organism in Eukaryota, Metazoa, Chordata, Mammalia, Carnivora, Mustelidae. The record is from RefSeq and is a predicted model, not a curated record.